Molecule: messenger RNA, 1283 nt
Organism: Dermacentor andersoni
Lineage: Eukaryota; Metazoa; Arthropoda; Arachnida; Ixodida; Ixodidae
Product: very long chain fatty acid elongase AAEL008004-like
Biological process (GO): fatty acid elongation, polyunsaturated fatty acid; fatty acid elongation, saturated fatty acid; very long-chain fatty acid biosynthetic process
Cellular component (GO): endoplasmic reticulum membrane
Molecular function (GO): fatty acid elongase activity
Source: RefSeq, a predicted model, not a curated record
CAUGCAAAAGAACACUGCCUCGGAACAACCUCACAGAGAAAUCUACACGGGUAUCGCAGUCCGCAAAGACGGUGUUAAAGGGAGCGACCCGCUACCGACCCCCAACCACUCGUUUUAUAUCAAAUUAAAGGCGUGGAAUCCUCCGAUAACCUGGAAUCAACAAAAAAGUAUUUACACAGGAGAAAACGAAGAGUUCAAGGGCGACGUGGACCCUGCUGUCAUAUUGAAUACGGCGAAGACAUUUCCUCGAUAACUCCCUCAACAUGGCCUCCCCGGGCCUCAGUCUAAAUCCUUUCAAGCUGGCCAGCCAGAUACAGCAGAUGGGCGACCCGCGAACGCGGGACUAUCCGGUGGUCAUGAACCCAUUGGUUGUGUUCCCGCUGACCAUCUUCUACGUCUACUUCGUCAAGGUUCUAGGUCCGCGCUGGAUGAAGAACCGGGAACCAUUCCAAAUCAUCAACCUCGUGCGCGUAUACAACCUGGCAAUGGUGCUUCUAAACGCCCGUUUCUGCUACAUCGUCGUCUUCCACGCCUACUACCCUCGCCGGCGCUACAGCCUCUGGUGCCAGGGCGUCACGGGAAAGAUGGACGAAGAACUGGCGUACUACUAUCGCACUGGUUGGUGGUACGUGGCCGUGAGGUACGCCGACUUCCUGGACACAGUGUUCUUUAUAAUGCGGAAGAAGUUCAACCAGGUCACUCACUUGCACGUCAUCCACCACGUGAUCGUGGCGGUGAACGCUUGGUUUUGGGUGCUCUUCGCGCCCGAGGGCCAACCGGCGCUCGGCCUGGCCAUCAACGCCGGAGUGCACACUAUCAUGUACACGUACUACUUCUUGGCUGCCAUGGGCCCGGCCAUGCAGAAGUACCUUUGGUGGAAGAAGUACCUGACGCGUAUCCAGAUCAUCCAGAACGUGGUGUUCAUGAGCCACAUGGCCAUCCCGUUGUUCGUGGACUGCGGCUUUCCCCGGUACCUAAUUUGGGUGGCGAACGCCCAAACUUUCCUUGUCAUGUGCUUGUUCAUCAACUUCUACAUACACUCGUACAUCAAGAGGCGAGGGACGCCGAAGCUUGAUGCAGGCCACGGAGGAGCUAAGGAAAAGUCUUAUGGUGUGUCGAACGGCAAGCACGACUAGCAUCUCGGCGUAGUGUGUACAGUGAAACCUAUAUACUCAAAAAAUUAUUGGUAUAUAUGAACUUAUUGAAGUGAUCUUGUGCAGAAAUUCAAUGUUUUUAGCUUGAAAUUAUUUGCAGAAAGGACAAAAUACACAGUUGUGUGUGCA